AUGAUUUUAUUUUUUUUACUUUCACUAGUUAGAAGUGGAGAAAUCUCGCCAUAUCUUAGAAAACCAAUAGAACCUUCGGUGAAUAAUGAACUGGAAAUAUCAGACUACGUCUUCACAUAUACCACUGCAACCGAUAUGUUCAAAGGUGAUCAAUUACUAAUAAAAUUUCCCACUUAAUACACAAGUUUGGCAAUAAUCGACUAUUAAAUUACACUUUAGAAAUGGAACCCAGAUCUGCUAAUAUGGUAAACAAUGACAGGAGGCAGCUGCACUUAUAUUCCUUCUGGCCCUAAUAAUCCUUCGCUUUUUAAAAUAACCCUACCUGAUGUUAAAGCAGGUAAUUACAAACUAACAAUACCCUCAAUACCCAAUCCAGCAUAUGGAGGGACAGGGAACUUCAAGAUGGAAACUCGUAGAAAUGAUGUCUACAAAAAAGAUGUGAAUUUGAUUGAUUUUAAUUAUGCAUUUGGAAAAGUGGGAAUAGCGAAGGCAGCAACAGAUUUAAGUGGAAUAAGUACUACAUAUUUAGCAUCUGGUGUAAACUUGAUUAAUAAAGUGACAUUCACAUUCUAAACAAAUAUCUUGAUACCAAAGGAUGGCAGACUGACUUUAGAUUUGUCUAAAUCAAUUUUAUCAAUCUCAGAUGAUCAGUAUUCCAGUACAACUACUUUAAAAGGGAACAUCACAAGAUAAGGAAUGAUGUUUUAAAUAAAUGGUUUUGAAGAUAAUUAAGCAGCAGCAUCUUAUGAGAUUGCAAUUUCAGGAAUAGUAAAUCCAAAAUAUUCAGGUAUUCCUGGAGAAUUUACAUUAAGAACAUGGACUAACAAUACGAAUACCAUACUGAAUCAAAAGAAGGCAGUCAAUUUGCCAUCAAUCACUCCAGGAACAUUGACAGAUGUGACAGUAUCUGCUCAUUGUACAUUGACUGGAUAAACUGAAAUUAUUUCAGUAAACGACAUCACAAUAUAUUAAAUUACAUUUUCUUUAAUAAAUGCUGUAGAAUCAACAGGCUAGAUAAUAAUAAAUUGGUUAAGUGGAGGCCUAUUUGAAUCGUGUUAUGUAACUAAUGGAUUAUAUGAUUAAAGUGAAAAUGCGUAAGUUAAGUGCACUCAAAAUGCCAAUCAGUUUUUGAUCUAGAAUUUUAAAAGAGUUUAACCUAAAACCUAAAUAGUAGUGUAAUUCAAAGCAACCAAUCCAGCCAGUGCUCCUUUGUCAAAUUUAGAAAUAAAGACCUAUUAAGAUUUAGCACAAUUACAAUUAGUAGAUACAUAUGCAAGUGCAACUGGAUUGACGUUGCAAUCCUUUCCAUAAUUCGGUACAUUUGAUAUCACUUUUCCAACACCUGAUCAUCAAAGAGCAGCUUAAACAGCUACUUGGGUUGUGAAUUGGAAAAAUGCAAUAGUUCCUGCCACAUCAUAUUAAUUAAAACUAAUAUUUAGUACAAGUUUCUCCUUUAGUGGACUGUCUUGCACCGCUGUAAAUGAUGCAGCUGUGACUGACACUGGAACAUGUUCUAGUAGUGGAUCCACUCUGACAUUCACUUUUGGAAAUACUGCAUUUUCAUCGACAAAUAAUAACUAACUUACAAUUGUAGGUGUGAAGCAUCCCACAACUCCAGGGGAAUAUGUAGUUGCUGUAAACUUAAUCUCAAAUCUGAAUGUUGUAGUUUCAAGGAGAACAGUUUAUUUCUAGGUAUUACCGUACAAAUUAACUUCAAUUCAAUCCUUUCGAUUGUCUCAAGAUUAAUUGAUAAAGACCUUGAUUUAUUUUAAGUUUCCUGCUUUAAAUGAUAUCCCGAGUUCAGAAUGGCAAUAGGAUUUUAAUAUAAUGACUUCUGAGAUUUGGGUAGAAUUUUAAACUGUGGAUUCAUUUCAUCCAGCCCCUGCCAAUUAUUAAUUUUUAACUGACUUGGGUACAGGUUUGACAGAUCAAGCAAACUUUCCAUGUUACGGUUAUUCGAAAUUAUAACCUCUAAGUGGAAAUUCAGAAAUAAAAUGUACAUUAAAUAAGCCAAGCGCUACACCUGAUCCUGCAAGAGUUAAAGUUCAUCAUUUUAGAGCAGUGUUAAAGAAUGAAUAAUUCGAGUUGCAUCUACCGAAUAUUCAGAAUCCAGAAUGUGAAUCAUACUUGGUAACUGUUGAUGAUCUAUGUCGAUCGACUGCCUCAGUAACUAUUAAGAUUCUCCUAAAAAAGAACAGAAGAUAAUAUAUAAUGUAUCAAAAUGAUCCAACUGAUGUUAAUUUGAUCUUCCCUGCUGUCCUACCUAAGAUAGUAGUUAAGAACAAAUACAAUGACAACUUAGUAGGGGGACUGCCAUCACAAGCCUCACCGAAGUUUGUGCCUACAACAAUCAACCAAUAGUCUAGCAUUUAAAUCAGAUAUGAGCCUGGAUCCACUAAACCUCUAAAAUCAGCAGUUGACACUUCUUAAGGCAUUAUAUUUAUCUUCCCGUAAUUGCCAAUAACAGAUCCUUAAGCCUACAUUGUAAACAAGAAUGUUCAAUGCAGUUUGGGAUUGCUAACACAAUUAAAUUGUUAUGCAUAUAGAGAAGUUGGGUGGGUGGUUGUUAUUCCAACUGCAUUGAUGGACAUACCAGGAGCAAGUGCUCUAGAUGUAACAUUUUAUUUGAAAAAUUUCAUAAACCCUUAUUAUGCAGCUGAUCCAAUUGGGUACAUUCAGAUUAUAACAAUUAAAGACAAUCAAUAGUGGGAGCGCAUGAUCUUCCAAGAUUUAUCAAAUUUUAGUCCUGGAUCUGCAAAAUCCGUUUAGGUAACAUCUAGAAGAUACGAAGCCAAUAUGAUCGAUGUAGAAUACAAUUGGUUGUUUUCAUUCAAUAAUGACAUACCUGCUGGCGGCAAAAUCUAUUUGAUUUAUGCAGUGAACUUUUAUGAUCAUGGUGGUGUAGGGAGAACUAUAGAUUUCGAAGUCAAAUAAGGAUUAGAACCAGCCACCGAUGAAUUUUUAAGUAGCAAAAAUACAAAUAUUUACAUAAUAGAAAAAUUCAAACCUUACACCAAAGGAACUGUUAUCAGUAUAAAAAUGACAGGAGUAAAAAACCCACCUAAGGCUGGAUUGACAAAUCUGUUUGGUGUAUCCUCAUUGACUUCAGAUAAUUACUAUAUUGAUUCAACAACAGAUGUUGCAGCCAUGACGAUUAUUCAACAAGUACCCAUAGGGGAAAUAGUAUUCAAUCAUUUUAGAAUGUAUCCAGAUAAUGGAUCACCUCCAGAUUCCAUAUUUCCAGCCACUUAUGAAAUCAGUUUUUAUCCCACUCGUAAUAUCCCCAAAAACGGCGAUAUUUUUAUCACCUUUCCUUAGGAUUUUUAAGCCUCAUCACAAUGGGCUACUUUACCUAGUGACCCACUUGAGUCACUCUCCCACUCUUUUCUGGAUACCAUAACUGAUGAUUCAGACAUUAGAUGUUAUGUUAGUGGAUCUCUUAAAACAAUGAAAGAUUGUUCUAUUGAGAAUUUGACUGUCAGAAUCACUCUUGAUACAGAAUUGAGAAUUGAAGCAGGCAUGGAGCCAGUCAUAGUUACCAUAUUAAAUGUUCGAAAUUUCAAUGAAGACAAAAACUCUGGAGUUAUAGUUGUUCAGACUAUCUAUGAUGCUGUUGUGUUAGAUGAUAGUGGUACCACUGAGACUAAUAGGAAAGCCACAAGUGGUUUGAAAGCAACCUUCAUGACAAAUACCCAAUAUUCUCUUCUAUACUAUCCUCUAACUGAAGGUGUCCAAGCAACCUACGAAUUAACUCUCAAACCCACAUUAGACAUUUAGGUCACUGCAACCAUCGUAGUGGAAUUUCCAGCUAUGUUCCCUUAUGGUUUAGGUGGAAGUGUAGGAUGUGACAUUCCAUUGUUAAGCAAAGCAACUAAUGAUCCUAUUUAAUGCAGUGUCUCUGCAUGGUAAAUUACACUGUCUAAUUUAAAGGCCUAUGCUCCAACUGCAGAUGGUUUUGUGGUGAUAAUCACUGGUGUUCGAAACCCUAAUUAAAUAGUCACCUCAUCAACUAAAUAGCUCAAGUAAGGCAUCAGAGUGUACAUCAUGUCCAAUGCAACACAUGCCCAAGAAUUCGUUUCGAAUAUGGGGGUUCUCUCAUUUACUCCGGCUGCUUCCAUACUACAAUUACAACAAUUGUACAUCACAUCCUCCAACACAAGGGAUUAUGCUGAUUACACUCUUGAAUUACAGCCUGAAAUCAAUGGAUCUCCAACUAAAUUUAAGUUGGACUUCUAAAAGGGUUAUUAAAUAGCUUCUCUGUGGAGUGAAAAGAAAUUGACUUUGGAUGGUAACCCAUUUGACGUUGAACCUUCAGGCAAUAGUUUUAGUUUUGAUACUACGUUCACUGCCGAUAUAACCAAAACCUUCUCAAUUGUAGUCCAAAAACUACCAAAUCCUUUGGAUGAGGGUAUUUGUCCAGGCUAUCCAGAUCUAUCCCUUUAUGAUGGCACUACUAAAUAAAUCAUCAUGUAGACCUAUUCGAAUUUAAUGCAACCCUCCACACCAGACUUUAAACAUGCAGGUAAAUUGAUUAUAAUUGAUGAUGAUGAUCCCAACCAUUAUAUCGAAGCUGGAACAUAUACCAAUAACAUUACAUUGUCUUUGUACCCAGUAGAAGCUGCAUCACAAACGAUGGAGAUAUCGCCAUUGUUUGAUGAGGCUUUCAAGGAUAUAUUGACAAUAACUCCAAUGCUAAUAGAUGCUGGUUAGAAGACUGGAUAAUUUAGAAUUGGGGUGGAUACUUCAAUUGCUGUUUUGAGAGUGGUCAUAAAAUUCACCCAUGAAAUUAGUGAUUACAUCCCAGUUCGACCUAUUUAUUUAUGGAUCUAAAGAUACAAAAGUACAAUUACAUAUUAACUUAGAUAUUUCAAUAAGUGUGAGCGAUGUAUUUUAGGUUCCAGCUGGAGGCAGAAGCAGUGUGUAAACUGUGGAAAUGUCAUAUGGAUCAUAUAAACCUAUUAUAUUCUCAUUCUAUCUCUUGAAUAACCAACCAAAAUACUCAGCAGUCUAUCCAAAAACAAUUACUCUGAGUGAUGGUCAAAAGACUGGCUAGUUCUGGGUUUCAUGUGGAAUGAAUACGGAAGGUGCAAAUGGAUAGUUAUUGACAAUAAUAUCUGGAGAUGACAAACCAACAUUCUAAGUAGCCAAUAGAGUCAGAAACUUUAGUGUGAUCAAUCCUGACUUAAACAUUCCCUUCAUAGUCAUUAAAUAGAUUAUGCUUGCUGCAGAUUCCUUGGUUUAAGUUCGCAUAGUCACGAAUGAACCAUGCACAAUCUAUUUUGCAGUUGUUCCCACUUUUAUUAGAGAGAUAACCUUACAGUAAAUUAAAAAUAAAAUAUUGCCCUAUGAUUACUUUAAUUAUCCAUUUAUCUUUGGCGAAUAUGUUUAUGAUUCACCAACCUAUGAAUAUCAAAUACUUGUAGAUUCAUUACAAGUUUCAACAGCCUAUUAAUUUGUGGCCUUUGUUGAAGACUACUCUGGAAAUCUCGCAGAUGCUCCUGCCAUUCUAUAAUUCAACACUACUAACUACACAGAUCCUCAUUUAGAUUCACUCUCACUCACAUCAAGUCCGACAGUCAUUGCAGAUACUAACACUUCAUUAACAUUGUCAGGUCUCUCAGGCAAAAUUCAUGCAAUAGCCCUUAAAAACCCAUCUUAUAUAUAUUAAAACCAUUUUGCAGCAGACUCUUCAGUGUUAAGAAGCAGAAGAAUUUUAUAAGAUUCAACUACAACGGAUACAACUUCAACUGAUACAACUACUAAUACUACUGACACAACUACAACUGAUACAAAUACUACUGAUACAACUAAUUCCACCAAUACUAAUGAUACGACAACAGACACUGAUAAUAAUAGCAAUUCAACUGGCAUAGGUGUCAUAAAAUCAGAUCCAUAUGUCCCUGAUGCUAGUGAUUACACCUGUAAAGUCUUGAGUAUCAACUAUCUCACCCAAAUUUGUGAACCAGUAGCCGAUCGUAAAGCCAACUUUACCAGAAUCGAUUAUUAUGCUUAAUGUUUACUAUUCUAUUUAAUUUUAGAACUUAUUAUACCCCCAACAGGCAAACAAAUUUCAAGAGGAGAGAAUCACGAAGGAAUACUAGUAGAACAUUAUACGACUUCUUCUGUAUACUCUAUUUUUAAUAUUCAUAGGAUGGAACUAUUAAAUUUGCUAAUCUAGUCCCAGAUAGUGAUUACUUCAUCUUCAUCAUUCAAGAAUCAAAUUCAUAAUUUUCAUCUAAACCGCUUAUGGUAAAAGGGACUACAAGAACCUUAUUUGAACUCUACAUCCUGAAACUGCUAGUACCAGUAUUAAUAUAUAUUUUAAUUUGA
Molecule: messenger RNA, 6330 nt
Organism: Paramecium octaurelia
Lineage: Eukaryota; Ciliophora; Oligohymenophorea; Peniculida; Parameciidae
Source: the annotation of a GenBank genome assembly